This is a messenger RNA of Mollisia scopiformis, 2160 nucleotides long. RefSeq names its product ABC1 family protein-like protein. The record is from RefSeq and is a predicted model, not a curated record. Gene Ontology annotation, biological process: lipid homeostasis; mitochondrion organization. Bases 292 to 2064 code for a protein of 590 amino acids. The transcript is spliced from 3 exons. Lineage: Eukaryota; Fungi; Ascomycota; Leotiomycetes; Helotiales; Mollisiaceae. Gene Ontology annotation, cellular component: mitochondrial inner membrane.
GAGGCAUUUUGUAGAGUGCUACAUAAUCAAGCACCAGAAUCCAAAAUUGAGGGGAAGCUCAGCAAGCUCCGAAGCUUGAUGUUUCGAGGCUGAAAGUCAAGCUCGGAUUCGGGGGCUAGAAACAGGGAUCUUUACCUGUGAGCCGACAUCAUCGGUCUGAGGGAUCGACAUUUUUCUUGAGGAAAUUGUCCGGCUCCACCCAACAUUCACUUUUCAACCAGAAAUGAGAGACAGAGAGAUGAUUGUAUUAUAGAUGUACCCAGAAUAAUCUCUGGGUAGUCUUUGAUUGCAAUGAUGAAGAGCUUUGGUUUUAAUGUGGCUAUUGCCCCUGCGAGGACGCUUUCGAGACCGGCGACUGGAUCGAGGGAUUGGACUUGUAGGAGGUGUUUGGUGCAGUCGCAGAGCGUGAGAGAAACGAGGCAAGUGAGGGGAUUUGCGAGCAGGCGUUAUAGCUAUGGAAAAGGGCAGACAAAGUCGAAGGGAAGGCCGAGAGGAAGAGUUCUGAUGGCUGCUGCUGGAACGGGAUUGGGAGCUACGGUGUUAGCUUUUCCAGACGAUAUUAAACACACUUAUGAGUCUAUUCAGAGGGCUGGAGCGGUGGUUAGUACGUUGGCUAUCUCGAUCAAUGAUUAUCGAGUUACAUUAAAUCAAAAUGAGAAGACUGAAGGUGAAGGAGAACAAGACACAGCUAUCAAAGCAUGUCAUAAGAGGUGUGCCGAGAGGACUUUGAAAGUGCUGGAGUACAAUGGUGGUAUCUUUAUAAAACUGGGACAACAUCUAAGUGCCAUGAACUACCUUUUACCUGUCGAAUGGACAACGACCUUCAUCCCCUUACAAGAUAGAUGCCCCGUCUCCUCGAUCGAAUCAAUAGAAGCCAUGUUCAAGCAGGAUACGGGAGAGGAGAUAUCAAACUACUUCUCAGAAUUCGAGCCCGAACCAAUAGGUGCCGCUUCGCUUGCACAAGUACAUCUUGCAACUGUCAAGGAAACAGGACAACGAGUGGCUGUGAAGGUUCAACAUCCAUCAUUGCAAGAAUGGGCAACUUUGGAUCUAGCCUUGACACGCUUCACAUUCUCAACAUUGAAGAGAUUCUUCCCGGAAUAUGAUCUGGAAUGGCUGUCCAAGGAAAUGGAAUACUCAUUACCACAAGAGUUGGAUUUCGUUUUGGAGGGAGAAAAUGCCUUGAGAGCGAAAGAAUACUUUUCACACAUACCAGAACUACCUCUGGUGAUUCCAGAUGUCAUAUGGGCCAAGAAACGAAUUCUGGUCAUGGAAAAUGUUUCAGGUCACAGACCAGACGACCUCGAGUUCCUUGAUGCAAAUGGCAUUGAUCGAGACGAGGUCUCAGCAGCACUGGCACGAAUCUUCAAUGAAAUGAUCUUCGGCACAGAUGCCCCACUACAUUGUGAUCCUCAUGGAGGCAAUAUUGCCAUUCGGAAGAACACACAAAGACGGGGCUGCAACUUCGACGUUGUACUAUACGAUCACGGCUUGUACCGCGAUAUUCCUAUGGACCUUCGAAGGUCUUAUGCUAAGAUGUGGCUAGCAGUCAUUGACGCCGAUGAAGCUCGAAUGCGGAAAUAUGCAAAAGAAGUCGCUGGUAUUAACGAUGAGCAAUUCCCUCUCUUUGCCUCAGCGAUCACAGGAAGAGACUACUCUGUCUUGACGAAAGACGUCUCGAUGGCUCGAUCCAUGGAAGAAAAGAAGAAUAUCAAUCAAGCAUUAGGAGAAGGCAUGUUGCAACAAUUAGUGCAACUGCUAGGCCAAGUUCCUAGGAUCAUACUAUUGAUUUUGAAGACUAAUGACUUAACGCGGAGUCUUGACGAGAACCUGCAAACAAGACAAGGACCAGUGAGAACAUUCCUGAUCUUAGCGAGAUAUUGCUCCAGGACGGUAUUCGAAGAACAAGUUGAAGAGCUGAAGAAGAGAGGCAGUCUUUUAUGGCCGAGGAACAUCAUAGGAUUGCUUGGAGCUUGGUGGGGAUUCUUCAGGGUGGAAGUCAAGCUUGAGGCAUUCGAGUUCUGGUUGGCCGUCAAGAGAGGCUGGCAUGAUGUCGUGGGUUGAGGAUGAGGUUGUGAGAAUUGUAUAUAUUUGUUGGAAAGCGUGCAUAGAUAGAUAGAAGCUAGACCUGUCAAUAUACCACAAACGCCCUUUGCCCCC